Molecule: messenger RNA, 1254 nt
Organism: Penicillium olsonii
Lineage: Eukaryota; Fungi; Ascomycota; Eurotiomycetes; Eurotiales; Aspergillaceae
Source: the annotation of a GenBank genome assembly
AUGGCUUCAGCCGGAGGCCGGAGAUGGCAGCAGUUCUUCCAAGAGAUGGUCAUGGUCGCAGGCACUUCUGCCUCUGCAUACUUCCUUAUCCGAUACCUCAUAUCACGUCUUGAUUUUGACCCCGAGAGCCAGAAGAAAGAGGAACAGCGCCAAAAGUCAGCGGCCAUCUUGCGCCGAUUGGAGGGCGGAAACGACGAAGAUAGCUCUCGGUCAAAGGAUGGGAAGCGAGGGAAAGGUCAGCGAAAGCGCGAGCUUACCUUGAAUCAAUACGAGCAAGCAAUCGCAAUGGAUGUCGUUGCGCCAGAAGAUAUUGCGGUCUCCUUUGAGGAUAUUGGAGGCCUGGACGACAUUAUUGAGGAGUUGAAAGAAUCGGUCAUCUAUCCGCUGACUAUGCCGCACCUCUACGCCUCUACUUCCUCUCUCCUCACCGCACCUUCGGGUGUGCUCCUAUAUGGCCCGCCUGGCUGCGGAAAGACCAUGCUCGCAAAAGCCCUCGCGUCCGAGAGUGGCGCAUGCUUUAUCAACCUGCAUAUUUCCACGUUGACAGAGAAAUGGUACGGUGACUCAAAUAAGUUGGUCAAUGCGGUGUUCUCGCUCGCGCGCAAGUUGCAACCGGCUAUUGUCUUCAUUGAUGAGAUCGAUGCGGUGCUCGGAACCCGCAGGAGCGGCGAGCACGAGGCGAGUGGUAUGGUGAAGGCAGAGUUUAUGACGCACUGGGAUGGUCUCACCUCAGCCAACUCUACCGGAGAGCCGCAGCGCAUUGUUGUUCUGGGUGCCACCAACCGCAUUCAAGACAUCGACGAGGCCAUUCUCCGAAGAAUGCCCAAGAAAUUCCCAGUGACACUUCCCCCGAUUGCCCAACGACUCCGGAUUCUCAGCAUCAUUCUCAAAGACACCAAGGUUGACCGAGAGAACUUUGACCUACACUAUCUAGUUAAGACUAUGGCUGGGAUGUCCGGUAGUGAUAUCAAGGAAGCCUGUCGUGAUGCCGCCAUGGUUCCUGUCCGUGAGCUCAUUCGAACCCAGAAAGCGAACGGGAUGAACAUGGAUGCCAUGAAUCCCCAGGAAGUCCGGGGUCUUCGGACCGAAGAUUUCUUCUCGCGCGCCGGAGGCGUCAAAGUGAUCCAUCCGGACAACUUGCCGACUUCCACUGGCAAGGUCAGCGAGAAGGAGGAAGGCGAAUGGAGCACCGAGUCAGAGGCCACUUCUGAAACCGAACCCCGACCCUCUGUGAUGGCUGAGCCCCCAGAGUAA